Molecule: messenger RNA, 5298 nt
Organism: Rhincodon typus (whale shark)
Lineage: Eukaryota; Metazoa; Chordata; Chondrichthyes; Orectolobiformes; Rhincodontidae
Gene: srsf2a
Product: serine and arginine rich splicing factor 2a
Exons: 3
Coding region: 143-784 (213 amino acids)
Molecular function (GO): RNA binding
Source: RefSeq, a predicted model, not a curated record
GUGUUUCCGGGUCACGCAGGCGCCAUCUUGUGAUUGUCGUUGGGCCAGGCGCUGGUUUUCUGGCGGUUUUCUGUAUAGACCCGGCGCUACCACAGUCUCCUUCUAACCUCCUACUGUUCGGACACUAGAUUGAUUUGUAGCGAUGAGUUACGGCCGAAUGCCCCCCGAUAUCGAAGGGAUGACUUCACUGAAGGUGGACAACCUAACUUACCGCACGUCGCCCGAGACGUUGAAGCGCGUGUUCGAGAAGUACGGCAAAGUGGGCGACGUUUACAUCCCCCGAGACCGCUUCACCCGGGAGAGCCGCGGCUUCGCCUUCGUCCGGUUCCACGACAAGAGGGACGCCGAGGAUGCCAUCGACGCCAUGGACGGCGCGAUGCUGGACGGCAGGGAACUGAGGGUGCAAAUGGCGCGCUAUGGCCGCCCGGCCGAGUCACACCGCCGAGGAGGCUCGUCCCGACGUUACGGUGGCGCCUACGGCAGGAGAAGCCGCAGUCCUAGAAGACGACGUCGAUCCCGUACAAGGUCCAGAAGUCGAACUAGAUCAAGAUCCCGCUACAGCAGGUCCAGGUCUCGCACCUAUUCUCGAUCUAGAUCUCAUUCAAAAUCGAGGUCUGUUGAAAGAUCAAGAUCGAAGUCAAAAUCUAAAUCAAAGUCAAGGUCUCGGUCUGUAUCAAGAUCUAGGAGUGGAUCGCAAAUGUCUCGAGGAUCAAAGUCAAAAUCCCGGUCUAAAACCCCCAUAUAUUCAAGAUCUCCACAGAAAGAUGGAAUUGAAUCACCGUAAAAAAGUGGUAAAUUGCACCAAAGUGAGUAAAUACACUAAAGUAGUAGCAUUAUUUUUUGAAUCAUUCUCGAAAGUAAAAAUGCAUAUUUAUGGCUUUAAGGGUGAAUGAAUGACUAAACUAUUAAAGUUGCUUUUGGUUAUUGAGAAAUUCUUAAAGGGGAGGUCUUGAUGCUGACUCCAUUGAAUUUCCAUUAUUAGUCAUGGGGGAUAAUUUCCCAACUACCGUUUUGUAGUUGAAACCAUUGCAUGUUAGUUUAUCAGUAUGUAUGUACCACUGUUUGUGCAGCUGAAACGUUAAUUCCUGAAUGCCAAUUCCACACGGACAGUUAGUAAAUAGUACUGCAGACUGAGUAAUCCUGCGUACUUGCAUAAUUUGUGAAUUAAUGACUUCAGUUUGAUCAACAUCAAGGAAUGAAAGUUCUGUCAUUUCCUCUUAAAUGUGACAUUUUUGAUUGAAAAUCUGCAGUGUUGUGUAUUGACCAUGAGCCAUUGUGAUGCUGGUGGUUACCUCUUUGACACCCGCUUUGGUUAGCAUCAGUGUGGGGGGGGUGGUGAAGAAACAUUUCUGUGGAGAUAAUUCCUGCUUUUAUAUUUUAAAAAGUGUUUGAGGAAUUGAUUAACUUGCAUUUUUUCCUAUUUAGCAGGGCUACUGGCCUGGGGGAGUUGCUGUGCCCAGCAGUGUGAGAGCUGAAUGAGCAAACAGUUGAAAUAACAGUUGAAGUCAUGAUGCCAAGAUGCUGUCUCUUCUGAUAAUUUGGCUCCUUCACACUUCAGGCACAGUAACUUAUUCAAACCAUUUUCCUUAGUUUGUCAUCCACAUUCGGAUUUGAACAGCAGCAGAAAAAAAAGAACUCAAAAAAUAUGGUACUUCAUGAUCUUUCUUUUAAAGAAGUAGUGAUAUGGAUAUUAAAUUUUUAUAAAAAUGAUGUAUGCUGCUGGUUCCUCUUGUGGCUGGAGAGACUUUGUGAGCCCUGUGCACUCAAAUCUUGUGAAUAAUUUUCCUGUCUGAAGCUUAAUGGUAGGUAAAAGCUGUUCCAGGGAUGAAUUAGAGUCUGGAAAAAAAAACCCAAGCAGAGCCAAAAACAAAUUAGAAUAACAUAAGAAUGAGAACAUCAGAAAUGGAAAAGAAAGUGGUUUAUGGUUCAGAUUGCCUCAAUCUGAUUGCCACUUGUUUUACUGAACAAAGUGAGACUUUGACCACUCCCUCCAAAUUUUGUAGUUCACUUUUUUUUUGAAAUGAAUACCCAAGUGGGCAGAAGAUAUUUAAAUUUAAAAUUUUAAUGAUUGAAGUAGAUUUUAGAUCAUGUGGGAAUUUUAUUUUUCUAAUUUUGGCAGGAGUAGAUUCCUCAAAACUCUAGAGAAAACAGGCCCAGUUUUCUCAAUCACUUUUGAAAUUAUGCAGCAGGUUAUGGACACAAUAACACAAUAUUACAUUGAAUAGUUUUUCUGACACUUAUUUUCCACAGUAAACCUGAACACUGUCAACGAUGCACCUUGUCGUCAACCUUGCUUUUCCACUGAUUCCCUUCACCAGAAGAGUAAUUAUUAACUUGUACAAUUGCAGGCAUAUCACUGGCCUUGUUUGAGUGGUUAUGCUGUCAUUGGGCCAAGUGGUCACUUUGCUUUCUGUCCUCCACUCUUGAGUGCUUGACCUCGUGCACUUCUUUUUACCCCGUACCUUUUCUCGCACACAGAACUUCGCUUAGUCUGCACCCUUUCUUUCUGUACUCUCUCCCAUGUUUAUUUGACUUUGCAUCUAACUUCAGCCUGCAACAACCAACCAAUCAUUUCUAUAACCAAGCAGUGGAACCUCUGAUGUUGGAGUGCUUAGCAGUAGUCAUCUACAGUUGGGUGACACCUGGGGUUUUGGGGCUUCAUGAGGGAUUUCCAUGCACAAUCGAUAUCAUUGUAUGACAGGUUUAAAAUCAUUAAGUUGGUUCAAUAUAUGCAUUAAUAUGUUCCAUAUCUUAAUACUCUUUUUAAUCACCAAAUGGUAAAUGUCAAACUUCAAACCUUCAUGCUAUCUCUCAUCUUAUGUUACAAUACGUUAUCUUGUUUAAUUCCACAAUCCCCAUUUUUGGAAGUAAAAUGCCUAGGAUUGAAAUGUUACCUUAUUAUAAAAGUGAAGUCAUUAUUUUCUAUCUUUUAAACGUUUUUAUUUGCAAUUGUUAUUUUAGCUUGAAAUAUUUGUUUGAAUGGAAAACACCUUGGUUCACAAUGCAAGUCAUUUUUUGGACAUUUACAUUGCUGAUUGCUGCAGAUGCUCAAUGAAUGGUGAAACUGCAUCUUGCUACCAUGACAGCAACAGAUUACAAAUAAUCAUGUCAUGUGAAUCUUUUUUAUCCAAAGUAAGGUUUUAAUUUAUUGUAACCUAACAUUUUUCAAAGGUCGUAACACAACAUGGCACAAACACUUUGGACCUAAAAUUUGAGAAUCACAAAUUUAAUAUAAUCUUCGUGUUAUUUUUGGCAAGGCUACAAAUAUUGCUCGGCCCUGGUUGCACUGAGAUUGUGGUGAUGGAUCAUCUUUAACUGCUGCAGUCUUUGUAGUAGAUUCACAGAAUAGUACAGUUCAGAUGCUUGAGUGGUAUUGGGUGGGGUCUUAAGAUUUUUAUCCAGCAAUGAUGAAGCAAGUUAUUUUUAGUCCCAAGUCAGAAUCCUUUCGUGUCUCUGGGAUCAUGAUGAUGUAUCCAUGAUUUUGCUUCUCAUGUUCUUCAGGGUGGGAGAGGUCUUGUGGCAGGUAGGUGCUGUUGGAGUAAGCUUGAUGAGUUGAUAUACUGCAUCCUGAGGAUUAUAUGUACUGCAGUCGCAACAAUACACUGGUGAAGGGAUGGAUAUUGAGUUCACUGGCAAGGGUGCUGAGCAAGCGGAUUACUUUGUCUUGGAUAAUGCCACUUUUCUUCAGUUUUGUUGUGGCUGCAUUCACCCAGGCAACUGGUGAGUAUGUUAUCAAGCUCCUGACUUUCAAGUGUGGAGUUAAUAUAGAUAUUGAAGUCUUGGUUUAAUAUUACGAUUACAAUGCAGUCAGGUACAAGCUGAUAAAACAAACUCUUCUUUGUCAACCGUUAAAAGGAUUGUAUUUAAAUGAUGACAGAUAUUGUCUUCUAAAUGAAAUGAUUGGUAAUUACAUCUGCAUGACAGACGAGCAUUUUAUUCAACUUGCUAAUGAGUAUUGCCAGUUGUCACCAGCAUCCAUUUUUUUCUCUGCAUGAGAAAGUUGUUGAUUUGGUUUUACUUAAAAAUUUGAGGUUUAAUAUUAAUGGAUACAAAUAUCCAUAGAAUGGAUACAAAAUGAAAGAAAGGAAUUGCAAUGAAGUAUUAAGGCAUCUAGAAUUUUUGGUUUUAUAGAUAAUACUGUAGGUUUUAAUCAUGAUAGUGGUGAUAUCAAGACUUGUUUUGUGAUACUAAGUGGGAAGUUACACAAGACUGGAAUUGAAAAUUGCACUUUGUAAAUAAUUUUUAUUGGAUUGUGUUUGGUGUUCCAGAAAUCAUAUUAAUAUUCUGUUUAUGCAGAGUUUUAUUUGCAUGAUUUCAAAGCUUUCAAAAAAGUUUUUAGACAAUUUUUCAUUCAGCAAUUGCAAAAUUGUUAGUAUUAGCUGCCUUACUAUUUCCUGUGCUAACAUUUUGACGUUAUGGCAAAUUAAAUAUUUGUUCCAGAGGCAGCCUUCAGUGAGGCAUACAUGCAAGCUUUGAUAGUUGAAAUGGUGUUGGACCUUUUUGUUAUUUAGUUGUUCAUAUCCAAUAUCAUGUUACCUGAAAGUUGCCCUCGAGAAUCCCAUAAGUAUAAAUUUAAUGGAAUGUACUCUUUGGGUGAAGUAUACUUUUUAAAAUUUAAUUAUCCUGUUGUAAGAACAAAAGGGAAAAGCUUUUGUGCUGAACAGGUGGACCCCUGUUUGAACUAAGUGUAACUUCUACAAUUCUAGUAAGCAAGGUUAUUUUGGAUAUUUUUUAACAUUUGUGAAGGAGAUUUUUUAAAAAAGUUUAAUUUGUCUGUUUGUUCUAGAUAUUCUGGAUGGCUGGAAGAUUUACAUGGUAGAUGCCUUGCAAGAAAUACCAACUCUUGACAACUGUUUAGGUGGUGGAGAGACCUUCCUAAAAUAAGCAGUGAUCUACUUAAAAGGCGCAGUUGUGUAGCAGUUCUGUAAAGCGGGUUAGCUGUAAGGUGGCGUGUUGCAGUGCAGUGCAGAGUGCUUGGCUGUGUCCUGUAUUCUCCUGAUUGCUCCUGUAAUGAUGCCUUGACGUGCAGAAAAUAUGGCUGUCCAGUAAAAUGCCUGUCAGCUGCACCUCCAGAGACGUGGCUGCGUGUAAAUUAUGGAGCAGGCAGUAAGCACCUUUAGCUACCUUGUUUUUGUACUUGGUAAUGUGGUUUAUCCAUUACCACAUGGAAUACACUGUUUAGAAUGCUGUUAAUUUUUGAAAUUGAGUGUAAUUAACAGUUUUAUUAGCUUCAGUACAUGAAUCCUGUACAACUUGUAUGUCUGUAAUGAUAUUAAAGAUUUUUUUUCUUGGUGUUAA